UGUGACGACACCUUCAGCAUCCAAGACGAAUUUGGCCAUUGCGAUAAGAGGACCGUCUCCGGCAGUUCUGAUGUGUCACAUUUUGCUGAAGGAUUCCAGAUCGAAUUAAGCAGGUCCUGUGAGCCCCCACUCAGCAAAUCGGUGUAUUCUAACAAAGGCCUCACCUGCGUGAAGACUCUUCAAAGCACUUUAUUCCCAGUACACCCAGAUGGAAUAGUCUGUAAACCAGAGGAACUUUGUGAAGAGGUUUUCUUGGAAUAUCCCAGCCUGAAAGACAUCAUGAUGAAGAAAAUGGAGGAAGUAUCACCUUCCCUGGGGAUCCUGAUCUUUUCAAGAAGCUGGGCUGUUGAUGUUGGGCUGCAGAAGCAUCCGUAUGUUUCCUAUGAUAUCCUCUUAGUCGCCGCAGAUACCUUCCCAACUCUAUACACGGUUACUGUGGAUAAGGAUUAUUCUGUUUCUUCAACAGUCCCUGCGUUGGAAUAUUCAAGGAAUGUUGCCUGUACAUUAAAGCAGAAACUGGUGAAUGAAGGGGGAUACACUCAGAAAGUGUGUGUGUUUCCACAUGUCAUUGAGCUUAGAUCCAAUGGAGAGAUAAAGACAGAUUUGAGUUGGCCGGUCACAUACCCUCUUGGCUACCUGGUCUCCAGGGAUGGUUUAGAAGGACUGCUGCAAGCCCUUGUGAUUGCCUUGCUAAGGUUUAGGUCUUUCUUAAGUGACCAGAUUGGCUGUGAAUUUUUUAACCUUCUCACCUUUAAACAAUAUGAGAUCCUAACUAAGAAUCUCCAUAAGAGCAAGAAACUGUUCAUCUACGGCCUUCCAGGAUCAGGGAAAACUGUCGUGGCCUUGCAGAUCAUACAGAAGAUAAUGAACAUUUUCCAGUGCAGCUCUGGUGAGAUCCUUUACAUUUGUGAAAACAGACCUCUGUGUAAGACCGUGAGAUAAGCAUUUUUAGUGGGAAUCGUGUGCCAGGCUGUGACACGGACGGACUUUUUAAACGGGGACUACUCUCAGCCAGUGAAGCACGUUGUAAUUGACGAGGCCCAGAGUUUCCAGUCAAAAGAUGGAGAUUGGUAUGGCAAAGCUGUGAAGCUUACAGCAGUGGAUCCUCAUAAGCCUGGUGUUUUAUGGAUCUUCUUGGAUUAUCUACAGACAAGCCACACUGAAGCUUCUGGCCUCCCAGACCCAUCUAAGCAGGAACCUCAGGAGUGGCUAACCACGGGGGUUCGGAAUGCCACCCAAGUAUACGACGUGAUGAUGCACGUAACAGAAAUGAUUGCAAAUGACAGACCUGAACAUAUUAAAAAAUUGGUUGACAAAGUUUGUCAUGAUAACAGCCAAAUGUUUUCGAGUGCUGUUCAUGUAUGUGCUGCUGUGAUAGAACUUGUGCAGGAAAAUUUAAGUUCCCCCAAACAACCUGAUAUUCUUUACGACCAGUUAAAAUGCCUGCAAGCAGAUAUUCAGCCUGGUAUCACCAUGAAAGAAUAG
Messenger RNA from Gekko japonicus, 1485 nucleotides. RefSeq names its product schlafen family member 13-like. The record is from RefSeq and is a predicted model, not a curated record. NCBI's taxonomy places the organism in Eukaryota, Metazoa, Chordata, Lepidosauria, Squamata, Gekkonidae.